UAAAGCUUUAUUUGGCGGAAUAUUUUAUGUAAGCAUAGGUUUUGAUUGAACGCAGAAUUUCUAGAACAAUCCUGGUUGAUUUAUGAAUUGAUUGAUUUGUUUUCGCUAUGAGUGAUGGGGGAAGGUAUGAGAAUAGCAGAUAUUGGCAAAAACCAGAUCAGUCUCACGCACUUCAAAAAUUUCAGACAUUUUUGCAUAAUUAUUGAUAAAAUAUUGUCUCAUUCAACUGGGUCAGGUUAUCUUGCAAAAAAUAGUUGGGGAAUGACCUUGUGUCGAUAAUGCGAAUACAGUUUCAUCUGAGAGCCUUUUUAUUGAAAAUAUUGGAGCUGCUUUAAAUAUUCCAUAGAAACUUCCCGGUAAUUCUUCGCUUCCAAAUAAUCUCGAUUCAACUGCAUGAACAAAAGAUCAAAAUUACUAAUCAAAUUCACAUAAUGAAGAGCUGUUCUAUUGGAGAUUAGUUUUUCAAAUAUGAACCAGCUUUUUUUUAUCCCUUUCUGAGCCUUUAUUAUAAUAACAUUUUUAAAUCAAAACAAAUUAUCCGUAAUUUAAGAAAAAUGAAUUUCUGCGAUAAAGUAAGCACGGCACAAUUGAGGUAAACGACGGUCUUGGUAAAAUCACGAUUGUUAAUACAAAAUAAAACUAUAACGGCAGUCUUUGGCUGAAAUUUUGGCGUCACGGUCCCAAAAUGUUAUUAUGGAAACGAGCUUAAUAUUCGAGGUUGGUCAAGUUGCAAGGCUGCUACCAAGUAUGCGGCGGAAUUGGUUUUGCUCUUGCCAUUGAUAAAUCCGCAUCUGCGGUAAACACUGCAGACACCUGUCGGCUAAGACAUAAAUCAGAUUUAAUUUGGAGAUUUACUUAUAACCAAACGAGCUCAUACUUUCCAACUUAGCCCGUAACAUACCACCACAUACCAUAACAAUACAACACAAUUAUCUGUUGCUUCUCUAGGCAAUAACAGUACAUACACAAUCGUGAGUAAAGGUUGAUGCAAAAACCGUUAUGAUUAUCUUAAACUCAAAAAGAAAGAAAAAAAUAUUGCAAAGAGCCCCCUUAAUUAACCGUAUAACUAACUUUUAAAAAAGUUAAUAUUGACUGCGCAAGGAUACUGAGCUCUAUAUAAAUGAUCAAAACUAACUAAUUAUUUGAUAUUUAUCUGAAAUCGCAACAUUUUUUUUUACCAAUUUGAUUGACCCUUAUGUCUCAGACGACGUACAAUUCCAUUAAUAAUGGCGAUACCUCCAGCGACAAUUUAGACGAGAGUGGAACCUUCACAUCUGGCCAAUUCAGUCCUGAGAACAGUCUCAACCAGAGCAUCACAUCCACCACACCCAUUUUGAAGAACGCGGGAGGGGCGGCCAAUCUGCAGUCUAUCAUGGAGGAGGGAAGAUCCCAAGCCUCCCAUCAACCCAAAAACGGACUCUGUGUCGCACAGGACCAUGAUCAGGAUGGAGUGGAACAUGAGGAGGAAAUUGAACGCGAGUUGUGGGCCAAGAAAGUUGACUUCUUGUUAAGUGUAAUCGGGUUUGCAGUGGACCUGGGCAACGUAUGGCGCUUCCCCUACAUCUGCUAUAAAAAUGGCGGCGGUGCUUUUCUUUUACCUUACUCAAUAUGCUUCCUAUUUGGAGGACUGCCUUUAUUUUUUAUGGAGCUGGCCCUCGGUCAGUAUUAUCGGACAGGAUGCAUCACCCUAUGGAACAAACUAUGCCCAGCCAUGAAAGGACUGGGCUUCGCGAUUAUUUUUAUAAAUAUGUACAUGAGCUUUUUCUACAAUACUGUUAUUGCAACAGCCUUUUAUUAUCUGUAUUCAUCAUUCACCCUUACUUUACCCUGGGUCUCAUGUGGAAAUCCAUGGAACGAUGAAAACUGUCUAGCUAUUGGACAAACUGCAAAAGCAAAUCAGACCUUUACAGAAACGCCAGCCAGUCAAUACUACACGAGGUAUGUACUGGAGAACUAUAAAGCAGCGGGUCUCCAUGACAUGGGAGGUCUGAAAUGGGAACUUUCAGUAUGUCUGAUGUUCGUGUUCAUCGUUGUUUAUUUCUCUCUGUGGAAGGGAAUCAAAGGAUCAGGAAAGGUUGUUUGGAUUACGGCAACUGCGCCUUAUAUCAUUCUGUUUUGUCUGCUAAUUCGAGGUCUGACGCUACCUGGUGCAAUGAUGGGAGUCAAGUACUACUUAACUCCAGUGCCCGAGAAAAUUCUAGAAAUUACGGUGUGGAAAGAGGCGGCACAGCAAAUCUUUUUUUCCUUGGGACCCGGUUUUGGCGUCCUCCUGGCUCUAGCCAGUUACAACCCCUUCCACAACAACUGCUACCGAGACGCCAUUGUGACUUCAGUUAUCAACUGCCUCACCAGUUUUUUGGCUGGAUUCGUCAUUUUCUCCGUUCUCGGAUAUCUGGCAGUCAAGCAGGGAAAGAACAUAGAAAAUGUGGCCAAAGAAGGCUCUGGUUUGGUGUUCGAAGUGUACCCGGAGGCAAUAGCUAAUAUGCCCUGGUCCACCCUGUGGGCACUUGUGUUCUUCUUCAUGCUGAUCACACUCGGCCUCGACAGCACAUUUGGUGGUCUGGAGUCGAUCAUCACUGCACUGAGUGACCAGUUCCCCAACGUGCUAGGCAAGCACAGGGAGUGUUUUGUUCUAGUCCUCAUCACCUGCUGCUUCUUCGGGGCACUCCCAACCACCACCAGAGGAGGAAUGUUCAUGGAGCGCAUCUAUGCGGAAUAUGGGACUGCCAACCCGAUGAUUAUUGUCGUACUAUUGGAAACAUUGACUGUUUGCUAUUGCUACGGAUUCAAACGUCUGCGAGAUGAUAUCACAGAGAUGAUUGGGAUGACUCCUGGCCAUUACUGGGUAUUGUGUUGGGCAUUCUUGGGACCAGCUUUUCUAGUCAUAAUAACGUGUUUCUCCAUCCGAGACUUGAGUUUCCUCUCCCAACAGCCGGACAGCAUGGAGGUGUACCCCUGGUGGUCGGACAUCGUUGCAUACUGCAUCUUCUUCUCUUCGCUUAUCUGGAUACCUGGAUACAUGAUAUUCUGUUUCUUCACCACACCUGCACCCACCAUCUCACAGAAAAUACAGAAGAUGUUUCAAGCUGUCCCUGUCAGACGCAGGGUAGAACGGAAACCCGACGGGCAGCCUGAUUCAGCAGGCGUUGGAGGAUUGAAUCCAGGUGGGACCAAUGCUACUGCAGGGAUUGAAAGCACACCAACGAGUGAACAUUUUGUUGCGGGAUCAAAGUUCACAGAGCAUGAUAAACAAGUAGUGAGCAGUGUUUGAACAUAUUUGGGACAAAGGUCGUCAGCCUGAGGGCGCCAGUGGCGGAAAGAUGAAAAGCAAUUAAAACAAAGGAACAAAAGAUUUUUAUCUGAUAAUUUAUUUAAUCCAAUUUGAAUAAGACCGAGUAAUUUGUGGAAUAUUUGAUAAGGACAUAAUGCACCUUCCCCAGGGAAGACCUUCAGUUUCGUAGGAUAAAAAAUUGUACCAACCAAUUACUCAGUUCUCCCUUGCUCCAUUACCUUAUUCUAAUUCUCGCAUUCUUUUAGAUUGUAAACUAAAAAAUAGACCGAACUAUAAUCCUACUACUUCUGCUACUGUUAUUGCGUAUCUUUUGUACUUCCAUAGAUUAGCUGUAGGGCUCACUAUUGAUCAAGGUUGUUCCGUCUUGGAGCCGGAAAUUGUAAAUUUCAACGGAUUUAUAUUUAAUUGACCUGAAGUUUUGACGUAUAGAUGAGGUGAUUUAUAUUAUUAAUUAUAUAGACAUAGAAUGAAAAUACUAGUAGGUGACGUGUAAAUUUGUAAAUCUGUAAAUGUACUCUGAAACCCUAUUAUGUAAACUGUAUUUUAUUGAACACUUAAAUAUAGCUCCUAUUUGAAUUUUUAUUAUUCUUCAA
This is a messenger RNA of Symsagittifera roscoffensis, 3885 nucleotides long. RefSeq names its product sodium-dependent serotonin transporter-like. Gene Ontology annotation, cellular component: neuron projection; plasma membrane. The coding region runs from base 1196 to 3271 and encodes 691 amino acids. Lineage: Eukaryota; Metazoa; Xenacoelomorpha; Acoela; Convolutidae. The record is from RefSeq and is a predicted model, not a curated record. Gene Ontology annotation, molecular function: serotonin binding; serotonin:sodium:chloride symporter activity. The transcript is spliced from 13 exons. Gene Ontology annotation, biological process: sodium ion transmembrane transport; serotonin uptake.